Messenger RNA from Drosophila nasuta, 6098 nucleotides. RefSeq names its product Myosin binding subunit (gene Mbs). NCBI's taxonomy places the organism in Eukaryota, Metazoa, Arthropoda, Insecta, Diptera, Drosophilidae. Gene Ontology annotation, molecular function: phosphatase regulator activity; protein kinase binding; enzyme inhibitor activity. Gene Ontology annotation, cellular component: cytoplasm. The transcript has 21 exons. Bases 859 to 4662 code for a protein of 1267 amino acids. The record is from RefSeq and is a predicted model, not a curated record.
UCAUUUUAACAUUUGUCGUGGCCGCACACGGAAUAACACGGGAAUUUAUUUGUGAACGAAAUUUACAAUUUUUUAAAUAUUAUCCGAAAUAUGUACAAUAAUUUAUUGCAUUAUUGUGCAUUGCACUAUUUAACCGCUUGACCCUGUGAACCAUCCCAUAAGAAAAUAGUGUUUACCGAAUAAGCAAAGAGCGCAACAACAACAUCGACUCGCGCAAAUGGAUAAAAUGUUUGUUUUUAAUGUUAAGCGAAAACUGCAAAUCAAAAAAGUGUGAUAAUAACAGCAAAAGAAAAGAAGAAAAAAAAAACGGGCGAGAGAACGCGCCAGCAGCCUGCAUGCGCGCCUAUGUGUGUGUGUGUGUGUGAACGUACGUGCGUGCGUGUGUGUAGUUCGCUGUCCGCUGUAUAUGUGUGUGUGAGCGAGAGCGCGAGCUUAGGCGAGUGAGUGUGCAGUGAAGUGCAAAAGAGAAAUACGAUAAAACAAAAAAAAUAAAAAUAAUAAAACACGCCAUGCAGUUGCGUCCGUUUUAGCUGAUAAAGCGUACAACAAAAAGAAAAAAAAUAUAAAAUCAAAUAAAAUAAAAGCUCACACACAUAAAGAGCAGUAGGCACGAAAGCGAGUGAAAAUAGAAAAUUAAUAAUUAGCAAGAAGAAGCAGCAGCACACACAACAUCAAAGCAAAUAGCCAAAUUUGCAAAUCAAAAUUCUCGGUGCACAGCGGCCAGUUUUAAAAACGAUCGCAAAUACAAUAAGAAAUAAACAAGAAAGAAAAACAACAACACAACUGCAGUGCGGCAGCAGAAGAAGAAUUAAAUUACAACCAAAAAAGGCAAAUAAACAGUGCUGCAAAACGGUCAAAAUGUCGACACUGGACAUACCCAACAAUUCGGCAAUGAUGAAGCGAGCCGAGCAGCUGCGUCGCUGGGAGGAAUCGGACACAAAUCGCGCUCCGCCCACUCCCCGCCACAGCCGCAAUGGGCGACACAUCAAGUUCAGUUCGGGCUGCGUUUUUCUCGCCGCCUGUUUAUCGGGCGAUAAGGACGAUGUGCUGCAGCUGAUCGAUGAUGGCGCCGAUAUCAACACUGCUAAUGUGGAUGGCCUCACAGCGUUGCAUCAGGCCUGCAUCGAUGACAAGCUCGACAUGGUUGAGUUCUUAGUGACGCAUGGAGCAGAUAUUAAUCGACAGGACAACGAGGGAUGGACGCCGCUGCAUGCGACAGCCUCCUGCGGCUUUGUGAGCAUAGCACAGUAUCUGGUGGAGCACAACGCAGAUGUGGCUGCUGUGAAUAGUGAUGGUGACUUGGCGCUGGAUUUGGCAAAUGAUGUGCAGCACAUGCCCAUGAUUGAUUACAUGGAGAAGGUGGUGCAGGAGCGCAACAUUGAUGUGGAUCAGGCGCGCAGAGCGGAGGAGAAGGCGAUGCUAAACGAUGCCAACAAAUGGCUGCUUAGCGAUGGCGCCGAUGUGGAUCGACCGAAUCCAAAAACUGGUGCAACAGCGCUGCAUGUGGCAGCAGCCAAGGGCUAUACGAAUGUGCUGAAAUUGUUGCUGGCCGGCCGGGCCAAUGUCGAUAAGCAGGACAACGAUGGCUGGACGGCGCUGCAUGCUGCUGCGCAUUGGGGCCAAAAGGAGACGGCUGAGAUGCUGGUGGAUGCGUGGGCCAACAUGGAUAUACGCAACUAUUCGGGACAAUCCUGCAUCGAUGUGGCCGAUCGCAAAAUGGUCAAAUUCCUCGAAGAACUGCGCGCCAACAUGCGCAUCAAGCGGCGUCCAUCUAGUCAAAUCAGAAUCUCAGAUGCGAUUGAAAAUCAUGUGGACAAAACACCAACGAAACUCGUACGCGUUGAAGUGAGAACUGAUGCCGCUAAGGAUGCUGCCACAAGUUCGCUUAGCGCCAGCGUUAAAGUUGAGCCCGAUGUUGAUGUUGCCACUGCUCCAAAGGAUGCUCAUAAUGAUGAUGUUAAAGUUAUGGUUAAUGAUGAUGAUGAUGAGGCAGCAGAUACCGAUUCAGAUCUCAGCGAUUCAACAGAGAGCUCACACAGCACAAGUUUAUCAGAGAGCGAAGCUGAAAAUGUGAAACCCAAUCAGCAAAUUCAUGCCGCCGAACACGCCGUCGAAGAUGAGGCGCCUUGGCGACGCAAAACGCUUCGCACGCCCAACGACAGCCCCACUAAGAAUCAAGUUCCUGACAAAGAGCUGAUCGGCAAAAGCGCCAAUGAGAGCGCCAACGAUGUCAUCUUGCGACGCACGCACAGCUUUGAGAAUGAUCAAAAGAAACCGAUUGCUCCAGCUACUGCUUUGCUGAAUGCAGCGACAACGACACCAACCACAACGGGACUCAGCUCACCUUCAACGACUGUGCACACCCCACCAAUACGCAGAAACAAUUCCGUUAGCAGCCCCGCUGCACAGAGCGGCAGCACCAGCAACAACAAUGGCAGCACCACGGCAAGCGCCAGUGCCAGCGAUGUGGAGACUCCCAAGCCCAAGCAAUCAGCGGGCAAUAUAUUCAAAAACUUUUUCAAAUCCUUUGUGCCUCCGGUGCGUGACGAGGAGAGCGAAACGCAGCGUAAAGCGCAUGCGAAGCGAGUGCGGGAGACGCGUCGUUCGACGCAGGGCGUGACCCUUGAUGAGAUCAAGAGUGCCGAGGAGCUGGUCAAGAAGAAGAACCUGGGCAUGAACAAGAACAACAAUAACAAUAACAACAACAGCAGCAGCAAUGAAACAAGCUCCACAUCAAGCACCGCAACAACAACAACAACAGCAUCAACAACCACCACAACAUCAGCCACAUCAUCAACAACAACAACAGCAACAACAUCUUCGCCAAGCACAACAACAACUGAAACUGCAACUGCAACAACAACAACAACGACAAGCAACAGCAACAACGACAGCAGCAGCGACAGUUCACAAGAGCCACAGCCACCGCCACCGCCCACAACACCGCCACCCAGCUUGAUACCAACUGCAGAUGAUUCGGAAAUCAUUGAGGCUGUGGUUGCCACAUUGGCGCCAGCUUCUUCGUCUGUCGAUGAUGUCAAUGCCAGCUUCACGCUGACGGCGCCAACCACAAGAAAAUCAGAUGAUGAUCAAGUUGAAACUGCUGAGAGCAAUGCUGAAGAGGAGGAUGAUGAUGAUGAUCAAGAGGAGGAGGCAGUUAGUGCUAGCUACACGAUAGUCUCGCCAUCCCGACUAAAGACUGAUCCAGUUGCCAAACAACAGACGAGCAGCGAUUCUAUCGAGUCAGCUGUGCAGCCAGCAGUCAGACCCACAGAGCUGGCGAUAGCCACAACAACAACAACUGUAACUGAAAGUAAACCCAUUGUGCAGACUCCUGUUGCCACAACUCCAAUUGCUGUCCUGGAGAGUCCUGUGAGAUUGAGGGACAAACGCAGUCUGAGCAGCGCAUCAUCUAAGGAUGUUGAAGCGGAUGCCAAGUCGGACACAGCUUCGCCAGUCUCGACGCAUGCGGAUUUCAAUGCUCGUGAUUCACUCUUAAGUUUAUACGCCAGACGUACCGGGGAGAGUGGUGCAGGUGGGGCAAGUGGUGCAAGUGUGGCUGCUGCAACUGUUGCACCUUCCACGUCGUCGUCGUCGUCUUCAGCAACAACAACUGCAGCCGAGCGGCGACCUUCGUGGCGCCUCAAGUUCGAUGCGGGCUCAAAGUUCAAGCUGGAGGACAUCACCAGCGGUGGCAGCUACCCGCCCAACCAGAGCACCAUCAUCCCAAGUGCGCCGGCUGUCAUGGCAGCUGUUAAUCUGGCCAGCACAGCUGGAACACAGCGACGCAUCAGCAGUGGUCCCAAUGCGCUCAAUGCUUCCAAUCAAUCGCUCAACUCGAUCGGUCGUCCAGUCUCGGCGCCCAGUGAGACGAUCAAUGCGUAUGUGACACCUCCAGCGCGUCAGCGAUACGAGACGUCUUCAGCCGCUGCUGCUGCGACAACAACAACAACAGCGGGAACAACAACUGCCACGUCAACAGCGAACAACUCCGCGUCUGCAGCCAGUGCCAAUCAUGCAUCAGCCACAGCAUCCAGUGCUACAACCAGCCAUGAAGAUAAAGAUAAUGACAAGGAGAACGAUAAUCGCACACAGACUGUCAUACAGCGUCGACGCAAACCGAAGCGUCGAUCCACGGGCGUGGUGCAUCUCGAUAUGGAUGAGCUUGAUCCGGAUCGUCAACACGAUACGGCCAACAAUGACAACGAUGAGAAGGAAAAGGAGAGCGGCAGCGAACGCACCUCACGCUCUCGCACUGCGAGCACAGCCACCGCAAGUGUCGCCAGCGAUUCGAAGAGUUCCAGCAGCAGCGACAAGGCGGAGAAUGGAGAUGGCAUUGACUACAAGGCGCUCUGGGAAGCGGCCAAAAUGGAGAACGAUAAGCUCAAGCAAAUGCUCAAGCAGAAGGACGACGAAGUUGUACAAACGCGUGCGACGCUCGAGCGUUUUGCCAAUGCCACAACUAAAAAUUCACUCUCUGAGAUUGAGAAGCGUGAAAGAAGAGCUAUGGAACGCAAGCUUUCCGAAUUGGAAGAAGAGCUCAAGCUCUUGCAGAAGCUAAAGACUGAGAACGAUCGUCUACGUGCCGAGAAUCGUGCCCUAACGCGAGUUGUCUCUAAGUUGACCACCUCGGCACAGAGUCAACUAGCCAAAAGCAAAUAAGUCAGCUGGCUGCUCCACAUAUCGGCGACUAUCGCUCGAAUAUCGUACUCGUUAUCGUAAUCGCAAUCGUUAUCGUUUCUAUAUACUUCUACCAUAAUACUCCGUACAGCAAAGCAAAAAAAACACAUACGUACAUCACAUAUUCGAACAUAAUAGUUAAAAUUACAAAAAGGAAUAUCAUAACUAUAUUAUAUAUCGUACACUGGGACAUCAAUUGAUAAAAUCUUAUUAGACUUUACUACAUACAUACUAUAUAUAUUACAUAAAUAAAUAUAAACAAACAUUUGCAUUGUUAUUGAGCGCAACAUGAAACAAUAAUUAAAUGUAUCUUCUAGCUAAAUUAAGUUCACACUCUUUGGUGCACAUUUUUCGUACUCUCGAAUAUAUUUUUUGCUGGGCAGGCAAUUUCUACAUAUAUUUGCACCACUGUACUAGUAGCUUAAACGAAAUUUACAGAGCAAAUUUACUUUUCUAGUUGAAAUUUUUGCAUAUUUAUAUUGUACUUAGCCGAAAGAAUUGAUAAAUUAAUCGCAUAAUCAGCAUAAAGUCAAAAAUAUAUAAUGUAUCGCGGUACAAGAAUAUAACACAACAUAUGGCAACAAACUAUAUAUCCACAAAACUAUAUAUUCGUAUACUCAAAGACUACAUACAUUAAAAAAAAGUAUAAACUCAUCGAAUCUGAAGGAACUCGAAUCAACUCAACAGCAGCAGCGUUUGUGGCAUUUGAGAAAGCAGCACCCAAGCACAGCACUGAACCAUCAGAGCACAGUUCUUCUUCAGUUCUUAUAUGCAGUGAGCUUAACGGUAAAUGUCCAACCACUGAACAUCUGACACCACAUAAGAACCUGCGUCAUAUAUGAGCUGGCUGUUGUUUUGUUGUUGCAAUAUUAAAAAUAAAAAAAUAAACCAACCAACACAAAAAAUAUUUAAGCAAUCUUAGUUAUAAAUUCUAAAAAUUUGAGAGUGUUUCCAAAUGAUCCAAACUAAAUUCUAAAUUCGAUCAAAAUCUACAACAAUUUGUUAUCUCUGAAAUUGAAUUUCUUUUGAAACACUCAGCUGUAAAUAUCUAUAUGUAUAAUUUAUAUUAAACUUUAACUAUAACUAUACCAAAAAAUAUUGUUCCCUUGUUGUUAAUAUUGUUAAAAAGUUUUGCUGAAAUUUAUUCUCAAUAUUAUGUGUGUGUAUUUUGAUCAGUUUGGAUCCAGGAAUAUACCAAUAAAACGUUUUGCCCAAUCUUGUCGUUCUUUUUGAAAUCUGUUUAUUGUUUGUUGUCUUUUUCGAUUUAUCGAUAUUGAAUAAAUCUCUAUACCAUAUAUUGCCCAUAGCCUUGGGUUCAGCAUAUUCUACAUAUAUUCAGUAUAUCAGCAUUUCAAAUCCUUAUCGUACAUGUGUCAUAAUAAAACAUAUCUCCAGUUAUUCUGGGAGGAAUUUUGGGG